This is a messenger RNA of Drosophila grimshawi, 1426 nucleotides long. RefSeq lists its product as uncharacterized. The transcript has 2 exons. Gene Ontology annotation, biological process: regulation of transcription by RNA polymerase II. Gene Ontology annotation, cellular component: transcription regulator complex; nucleus. Lineage: Eukaryota; Metazoa; Arthropoda; Insecta; Diptera; Drosophilidae. Bases 196 to 1215 code for a protein of 339 amino acids. The record is from RefSeq and is a predicted model, not a curated record. Gene Ontology annotation, molecular function: DNA binding.
AUUUGUAUAUUUUUUGUUGACAAUUUUUUGUAAGAAUCUAAACAAUUUGUGCAUGCAUCAAAACUGAAUGUUGGGCUUAAUUUUGCUUUGCAAAAGCGGCGGCUGCAUUUCGUGUGCUUAAUUUCGAUCAGCUCGGAGGAAUUUUGGUUUUCUAUUUACACGCGAUACAAAAAUUAUUAAGCGAUUAAGUUGAAAAUGAAAUUGGAUAACUUUCGGCUGAUCGUUGAAGUUAAAAAGCGUCGUGCUCUGUGGGAUUCAACAAUGCAGCUGGUCGAUCGCAAAGAUAUCAGCCUCAUCCAAUGGCAGGAAGUGGCCAACAUUAUGAAUCUGGACGUGCUGGUGUGCAAGAAACGCUUUAAGGGAUUACGGGACAGCUAUCGCUGCGAGAUACGCAAAAUACAGAAACGCCGCACUGAGAACUCACAUUGGCUGUACUUUCGCUCUUUAGAGUUUAUGCGUAACAUUUUCGAUCCGGAUAAUUUGGUGCCGUUUAAGCCGCAACCCUUUGACAUCGAUCUGAUCGGUGGCGAGCAGGAGCAAAAUAAUCUCGAUAGCUUUAUCAUCGAUGUGGAUAAUGAUAAUUCGUUUGAUUUUGAGAUAAUGGGUGAUAUAUUCAAACGAGAACCCUUAGAGCCACAUGGCAACGAUUCCGGCUCGGAAUUGUGUGUAAUUAACGGUCAUCAUUUCGAUCAGUCAACGCCAAUAAACAGAUCGGAUGUGGAAACAUCACCCAUAUUGCUAUCACCGAUACUGCCUAAAGAUCCGCCGGCGAAGAGGGCGCGUCGCCGCCAAACUUCUUCCUCAACGGAUGGAACACAAUACCAAAAUGGUCGCAGUCGUGCGAAAAGCCUUAAAGAGUCGCCAUUGCCUGCCUCCGAAUCAGAUAUCGCUGCUGAUCCGGAUCGUAGUUUUCUCGUCAGCCUGCUGCCACAUGUGAAGAUGUUAACGCCGAUGAAUAACAUGAAGUUUCGCAUGGAAGUCACACGAUUACUAAUGGAUCUCAAUCAGCCGGAGAAGCAACAGAUUGCACCGGCAGCGAUAGCGAUGCCAAGACUAAUCCCUGCCCCAGCACCAAACCAUAGUCAUAGCCGUGAUCAGGAGACGGAUUCCACCAGAUAUGGGCUGUCAAGCACGUUACAAGCGGCGAAUACAUUUUUAGCGCACAGUUCUAUCAUCGAGUGCGAUGUUAAAAUAGAAAACGAGCCUCUGUUCUAGGAACCGAUCAAGAAUUUAGCUGUUUAUAUGUAUAUUUAUAUAAGUGCUACAUCCAAAUUCCAAUUUCUAUUCAACUCAAACGUUGAAAAGGCCCCCUCCCACCCAAAAUCCUCCCUUAUAUGUACAUUCUUACAUUCUUUCUUACAAUCAUUUCGAAUUAUUCUUUUACAUUCAUUGCUCGACUGUAUUUGAAUAAAAGAGUUUUAUAUUU